Cyclocybe aegerita is the source of this 1869-nucleotide messenger RNA. The record is from the annotation of a GenBank genome assembly. Lineage: Eukaryota; Fungi; Basidiomycota; Agaricomycetes; Agaricales; Hemipholiotaceae.
AUGUAUAUUUCUAGCCUACAUGGCUGCCACCUAAAGGAGUUGCUCAAGGACAAACACGUCCUUGUGCUCUUCAUUGUGUUGGCCAAUGCUUGCCUUUGGGUGGGUCAUUGGCUGCGUAUCUUCAAGGAGUCACUGUCAGUUAUCGUCCCGAAGCCGAACAAGCCCUCCUAUGCAGUGCUGAAGGCUUUCAGGCCUAUUGUACUCCUCAUCACUUUUGGUAAACUUAUCGAGAAGAUGAUUGCCAACAGGAUACAGUUUGACACUGUCAAACAUGAUAUCUUCCACCCAAACCAGCUUGGCGGCAUUUGCCAAAGGUCUACUGAGGAUGCUGGAUUGAUCCUGAUCCAUCUUGUGCGAGCGGGGUGGGUUAAGGGUCUCCAGACUAGCACACUGGCUUUUGGCAUUGCACAGUUCUUCCCUUCUAUCAACCAUGACAUGUUCAUGGCUGUCCUACACAAGCAAGGGUUUUCGCCAAUUUUGGUGGAUUUCUUUGCUUCUUACUUAGUUGGUCGCUCCACAGUUUACUGUUGGAACACCUUCCAAUCUGACCCGCAGUCUGCGGACAUGGGUGUCAGGCAGGGCUCUGCUCUCUCACCUGUUAUCUCUGGGCUCUUCAUUGCCCUGGUAAUGAAGCUCUUCUACAUCAAGGCGGCACCGCUGAACAUGACGCUGCUCUCCUUCAUGGAUGAUGGGACCAUCUUGGCCCAGUCCAAACAACUCGAUGAUAAUAAUGUGGGCCUGUAUGCCUACAAUCCCUCGCUGGAUUUGGGGUAUGCCCCACAUACAGGUGAUACACCUUUGAAACCCAAGACCUAUUGGAAGUACCUGGGCUUCUAUUUUGAUCACGGGCUCACAUUCCAUGAGCAUGUUCACUAUUAUGCCACCAAGGCAUUCACCACUGUGCAGGCCAUGUGCAUGCUCAGAAACUCUACCAGAGGUCUUUUGCCCAAACAGUGGUGCCUCCUUUACAGAUCUUGUGUGGUCCCCAUCGCCACGUACGGUUAUUGUCUCUGGUAUUUCAAUGGUGCCCGCAACAAAGGUGCCAUGAACCAGCUUAAACAGAUGCAGCAGAAAGCUGCUCUAUGGAUUACAGGUGCCUUCUGCACCUUGCCCACAGGCGGCCUUGAAGCUCUAGCAGGUCUCAUCCCUGUCCAUCUCAUGCUGAAGAAGCUGGUGACACAUGCAGUGUAUCGCAUUGCUACCCUCUCAGACACUCAUCCUCUUUGCUCCAUGAUGGGCAAGAGACUCCUCAAACAGGCUGAACCACAUGCCCGCUCUGCCGCCCUGAUGACCCCUGCUAUGCGAGGGAAAGUCAAGAGUACUGUGAUGGAGGUGGACGAGCGUGUCCACACCUUAACUGAGAGCUUUGAGCUUUUUGCGCCUGAAGCUCGCCCCAGUGAUCGGUUACUGGACCGGUAUGCAGACUGUAUCCACUUUGACAAGUGCGAUCCUACUCAGGAUAGGCGCCCACACCUUGACAAGCUCAUCGCUGCUGUGAGAGCUGACCCUCUGACAGUACUGGCUGCAAUUGAUGGCUCUGUCCCUCAGUCUAACCAGUAUCAGACAGCUUCAGCUGCCAUCAUUUACAAGGGACAUUGCGAGCUUGAAAGGACUCACUAUGUCUCUGGCAGAGUUACUGCCCCAGAUGUGGAGUUUAAUGCCAUUGCAUGUGCAGUGCGCCUUGCUGUUAAGCAGGCAAACUGCCAACAUUAUGAGGCCUUUUUAAAGGACUCAUUCUUUAUCAGCCCAGGACUUAGGCAGAAUUUUUAUUCAUUGAUUCACUCUUCAACACUGCAGCAAAAACCUUCCAAAAAAGGAAAUUUUGAUCAAAAAGAUAGAGAUUCUUUGGGGCCUCCCGAAUCUUUUUAG